Molecule: messenger RNA, 2633 nt
Organism: Drosophila miranda
Lineage: Eukaryota; Metazoa; Arthropoda; Insecta; Diptera; Drosophilidae
Product: protein goliath
Exons: 9
Coding region: 774-2633 (619 amino acids)
Source: RefSeq, a predicted model, not a curated record
UCGCGUUCUGUUGUCGUUCGAGUCAGUUGGGGGUUUUCCGUAUCUGUUGGAUACCAAACCAUUUGAUUGUCGGCUGGCGCCCGUGCCAGUUCGCUCCGCUCCGCGCUGCGCGUAUCUGUGAGUCUGUAUCUGAGUGUCGAGGGUCGCUGAGCGGCUAGGAAAACAUUAGUAGGUCCGACUAGCUAGCACAUUGGCACAUUGGCUGAGUGAAAUAUCUAAAGCCGACUGCAGAGCAACGCCAAAGCAACGCAACGCAACGCAACGCAAUACAAAAAAUACAACAAUAAAAUCAAAUAUUCCCAGCGCGUACGCUCCUCAAUAGAUACGAAGAAACAUCAAGAACAACAACAAUAGCAGAAUAUUACGAAAAAGCGCCAAGAAAAUUCAAAAAACAAAACGAGAAGAAUAUUUUAAUCGAACCUACAAAAAGUAUCUGUUGUUUUUUUUUUCUGUGUGUGUGUGUGUGUGUGUGUGUGUGUGUGGGGCAAACAGCUGUUGGUGCAACAAAAGCCUGAGCGGCGACGAUUAUCUUGAGUGUGGAAUAAAUUUUGCGACCAGCCGCCAACAACAAUAACAAAAACAUCAACAAAUUUGUUGUUUCUGGACCAACCCCACCCCCCCUCACGGGACCGCGCAGCUUGCGAGACCCAAAGCCGAAGGAAUUCGGAAAUUGAAAAUUGCGUUGCCGAAUCGAUCUUGAGUGGACGCGGAGGAGAGGCAAGUGCCCCCAAUUGAUUAAAAAUACCUAAACAGCGUCAGAAUUUGCUCACGUCAUGUAUCUACGAGAAAUGCUUAUGCUGGCCGGCCUGGUCCUCCUGCUCGGUGGUCUGCCGCAUCUCACGUCAACAAGCACGACCACCACCCUGGUGGCCGCCAUGUCGAUUGCCAAUCAGGACCUGGAGCGCUACUUUAGAGCAGCCAAUGCCACGCACACCUUCGCCAGCAUGGAGGAGCGGAUUGCCGUGGAUGUCUACAACUACGCCUUCCUCAACUGGUCAUAUGUGGACCACGGCAACACGCUGUGUGAGACGGAUUUCGCCCUGGAGCAGGCUCGCUAUGGCGAGGGCCGGGUGCUGAAUGUAACUGGCCGCUUGAUCCACAUCAGUGCCACCGACAACGUUAGCGAUGACUACGCCUGCACUCCCUAUAUCCGGGGAACUAUGGGCGCCGCCAUGCCCGACAAGGGGGUGGAAUGGAUUGCCCUGGUUAGACGCGGCCGCUGUACAUUCGAGGAAAAGGUUAAGCAUGUCUAUCAGCAGAACGCCGCCGGUGUCAUUAUCUACAACGACAAGCAGGUGACUCAGCUGGAGAAGAUGCAGAUCAAGGGCAAGACGCGAAACAUUGCUGCUGUGAUAACGUAUCAAAAUAUCGGACAAGAUCUGGCAAUGACUGUUGAUAGGGGAUACAUUGUGAACAUAUCGAUAAUCGAGGGACGCCGUGGUGUGCGAACUGUCAGUAGCUUAAACCGAACUUCAGUGUUAUUCGUCUCCAUCUCAUUCAUCGUUCUGAUGAUAAUAUCGCUGGUAUGGCUCAUCUUCUACUAUAUUCAGAGGUUCCGUUACAUGCAGGCGAAGGAUCAGCAAUCGCGCAAUCUGUGCUCUGUAACCAAAAAAGCCAUCAUGAAGAUACCAACGAAGACGGGAAAAAUAAGCGAUGAGAAGGACCUGGACAGCGAUUGCUGUGCCAUAUGCAUUGAGGCCUACAAGCCCACGGACACAAUACGCAUAUUGCCGUGCAAACACGAAUUCCAUAAGAAUUGCAUCGAUCCGUGGCUCAUCGAGCAUCGAACCUGUCCGAUGUGCAAACUAGAUGUGCUCAAAUUCUAUGGCUAUGUGUUUCUGGGCAGCGAAGAGAGCAUACUGGAAUACCAGCCAGAUCGUCCGGAUGUCGCAAGAAUUGUGGAAGUGGGCCCCCAGGGCUCUGGCACGGACCCCGGUCAGGGCCCACCUUUGACACGCCCCACUGCCUUGGCCGACCUCAUUCGCAGUCGGGACUUCGUGAUAGACUUUCCUCGGGUGUUCGUCCUCGAAAGUGGCAGCGUGGUGGGCGCCCGCGAAAUGCUUUUCCCCAGCCGACUACCGGAGAGGUCGCAGAGUUCGUUGUCGCUCCGGCAGGCGCGCGACUGGAUGAGCCUGAUGACCAACAAGCUGGAGGAGCAGCAGGGACUGCGACGUCUGCGAAAGGAUGAAAUGCAGCAGCAACUUCUGGGCGCCCGGGAAUCGGCCCGCCAUCGUCGCUCGCGCUCCGCGGAUGGUCGCUACUCCACCGGAUGCUUUGGCGGCCGACAGCGCCAGCUUUCAGUCCAGGGAACCCAGCUUCAGCCGGACAUCCCUCAGAUUCCUCGAUCGAGCUCCUCCCAAUCCCUGCAACAGCUGACGGAUGCUUCGUACGCUCAGUCCAGUCAGCGGCAGCGGGAGACCUUCGACUUUGCCAGAACGCGGCGCCGCUUCAUGGGGCGGGAAAGCGAUGAGAUAUCCUUGCGCCCAUUACCCAGGCGAGGGGGUAUGGUAGGCACUGGGGGAACAGCUCCUGCCCAGGCCAAUCGUGAGAGGGAGGUCAGCGGAAACGGAAACGGAAACGGAGACUACAUCACCAUUCAGGUGAAUGGGGAAGGCGUCGAUUUCAAUGAAUGA